AUGAUAUCCGGCCGGCGGCAUGAACAAGUAGAAUUGAAAAUGAAGGCUCCUAGUCCCAGUAGCAGUGGUCCUGGUUUAGUAUUCAUCUAUUCUCUCAGCCUCAUCCUCUUCCUAUUAUUCUCUUUCCUUCCAUCUUCCACCUUCGCCUCCUCCGCCCGUUGCCACCCAGAAGACAAAAAAGUCCUCCUAGGAUUCAAGGAAUCCAUUUACGUCCAUCCAGCUCUCACCCAAUGGGAUCCCAACACCGACUGCUGUGAUUGGGCCUUUGUCAAGUGCGACGCCAACACCAACCGCGUCACUCAACUGUUUAUCGCCGUAACCACCAUCGUCGGCCCCAUCCCGCCUGGCAUCGGAGACCUCCCUUACCUCGAAUUCCUCGACCUGUCCGUCUUGAAUAAUGCCGAGCUCCCCGGGUCGAUCCCCGACUCCUUCGCCAAACUUCAGAGACUCAAAACUCUGUCUAUCACCUUGACCCCUCUCUCCUGUCGCAUACCGCAAUUCCUCGGCCAACUUAAAAGCCUGGAGUGGCUCGACCUCUCUCGCAACAAGCUUUACGGUCCGAUUCCGGCUUCUCUAGGGAAGCUCAAGCAUCUGGUAAAUCUUCGACUCCAUGGAAACAACCUAACGGGUAGGAUUCCCCACUCGUUACGCCAACUAAACCCCUAUCUGGUCUCCAUGUACAACAAGCUUACCGGGGAUGCGUCCAUGCUUUUAAGGCCCGACAGUUCGGUAAGAUGGAUCGUUCUGUCAGACAACCGGCUCAAUUUUGAUAUGUCGAAGGUGAGGUUCCCGCAGAACUUGACGGGUCUAUAUCUAUCGCACAACAGGAUUCGAGGAAGUAUUCCGGAAGAGAUCACCAAGUUGGAAUUACUACAGGUGUUUGAUGUGAGUUACAAUCGUUUAUGUGGAAGGAUUCCGGUGGGUGGAAAUGUGCAGCAGCUGGGCAAUUACUCAUUUGUUCAUAACCGUUGUUUGUGUGGUCCGCCACUCCCCGACGAGUGUUAG
Messenger RNA from Nelumbo nucifera (sacred lotus), 1005 nucleotides. RefSeq names its product polygalacturonase inhibitor-like. Gene Ontology annotation, molecular function: protein binding. The record is from RefSeq and is a predicted model, not a curated record. NCBI's taxonomy places the organism in Eukaryota, Viridiplantae, Streptophyta, Magnoliopsida, Proteales, Nelumbonaceae.